Bombina bombina (fire-bellied toad) is the source of this 1435-nucleotide messenger RNA. RefSeq names its product RUS family member 1 (gene RUSF1). Lineage: Eukaryota; Metazoa; Chordata; Amphibia; Anura; Bombinatoridae. The record is from RefSeq and is a predicted model, not a curated record.
AUGGUACUGGCAUGGUGGGACGCAUUCUCUUCGCAUGGAUGAAAGGGAGCCAACUUGAUUGUGAUGCCAAACGAUGGAGACUUUUUGCUGACCUUCUGAACGAUUUUGCUAUCUUCAUGGAAAUUGUUGCACCAGUUUUCCCAUCAGUCUUCACUUUAACAGUGUGUGCAGCAGGAGUAUGUAAGUGCAUCGUGGGAGUGGCAGGAGGUGCUACAAGAGCUGCCCUUACUGUGCACCAAGCCAGACGUGACAAUAUGGCAGACGUUUGUGCCAAGGAUGGGAGCCAGGAAACUCUGGUAAAUUUGGGUGGUCUGCUUGUCAGUCUUAUUGUUAUUCCCCAUGUGUCAGAGAAUCUGUGGCUCACCUACCUUCUAUACUUCCUACUGACCUUUCUUCACCUUUAUGCAAAUUACCGUGCUGUCCGUGCCAUUGUCAUGGAGACUUUUAACCAGUCACGACUCAGCAUUGUUUUAAAACAUUACCUACAUGACAGAACAAUUUUAAGUCCUGCUGCAGCCAAUCACAAGGAACCACUUCUACCAGGUCUGGGUACAGAUGUAUCUGUCAGUAUUGGAGUUCCCCUGCAUACCCUAGUUUGUAGUGUUUCCGAGCUGCAGAGCCUUUUGGAUCAGAACCAGUCCUUAUACUUGCUGGGGUGGCGCCAGGACACAGGUGCCCUUGCAGUGGUACUACAUGAGCGAGCAAGGAGUGUUGAUAUGAUACAGGCAUACGUCCAUGCUCUGAUCCUGCAGCACAGAACAACAAGUACAGAUCCUGCUCGCUUCAGCACGCUUGCACAGACGCACGCAUUACUGAAUGACUUAUUCCCAGAGUUCCUGAAGGGUCUGGCUGUCUCGGGUUGGGUGACUGAUCGAAUCCUUUUGGAUGCUGAUGACUGGAGAGUAACUUGGGAUUUACAUAAAGACUAAUAAGAGAAAGAAGCAGGAACUUCACAAGAGACCAUCGCAAGAGAUCACAACUAAGAAAACCGUUGUUUGUAAUGAUAUAAAUCUGCGAGGAACAGAGAUCUAUGAAUGGGGGAUUAUGAAGCUCCAUCUCCCCCCACGUUAGCUCAUCACUUGGGGAGCAGCCAUUCCAAUUACAGAUUGUGGAAUACAAUGGGUUAACGUCCUUACACCCCCUUAUUGAGCAGAUGGUAUAUUCCCUUGGUCAUCGUUUAGGGUUAACUCUGCUGUGACCCAGGUGUGAUGUCAUUUCUACCUGCUGCUUAUACGGGGGAGCUGUAAAUCCCAUAUAAAACGUAGUAAUCAUUUGUUUGCUGGGGACAAAUGACCAAUAGUUCUGCUCGGGAUAUUUCUAAUCAUAUUGGGGAAAUCGUGCAAAUUGUCUUUUAUUAUAUGAGUUAAUUCCUGAAUUAUUAUAGGAAGGAGAAGGUGUAUUUUGGGUAAGUUGAAUAAAAAGCUUUUCAAUUGGU